Molecule: messenger RNA, 3095 nt
Organism: Centropristis striata (black sea bass)
Lineage: Eukaryota; Metazoa; Chordata; Actinopteri; Perciformes; Serranidae
Exons: 2
Coding region: 919-2724 (601 amino acids)
Source: RefSeq, a predicted model, not a curated record
AGUAGGAAUGUUGCCAAUAUUAUAUGCUUUUUUUUUUACCCAUAAAAAAAAUAUACCAGUAAACUCGUGAACGAUACGAUAUGGCACACCCCUACUACGAGUGUUCUUAAAUUCAUUUUUCAUUCACAAGCGUGUUUCACAGGCAUCUGAAUAUAUUGCAUUUAUAUAUGGGACAAAAAUGAAAAUUGGCUGCAGUUUGAGGAAUGUAGUUUAAAAAACAACAACUCAGUUGUUCUUGAACCAGUGGGUUAUUAACCAGGCUAUAUUGUAACUUGAUAGUUUUUUGUGUGAACAGAGACACAGUCAAUUUUGUAUACAUUGUAUAACAUUUUUGGCUUUGAAUUUGUACUUUGCCAAACUAUAUAUUGAUAUUUUACAGAUAAAAAUAUGACUUAACCCCACAGUAGGAUGUUUGGUUGCUAGGUAACAAAGGUUGCUCUCUGUGGGGGAGGGAGGGGGUUGGGUGUUCAAGAAUUUGAUGACAUCAUUUCAGAGUUGCUUUGAUCUUGCCCAUGCCACCAUUCCAGAAUCCGCUUUGAUCUUCCCCUUCCGGUGACAUCAUCCAGAAUCCCCUUUAAUUUUUUUCAUGACUUCAUAAAUUACAUCAUUCAAGAAUCCCCUUUGAUGUUUCAUGACGUCAUUCAUGACGUCAUGACAUCUAACCAACCAACUUCAUAAAUAGGAGUGAGGAUACAUCAAAUUCAUUUUCUCAUUUCUACAGGACCGAAGACAGAUCAGGACGUGAAAUGGAAUCGCAAACUUCAGGAAAUUUCAGGAUCAUCCCUCCUAAUAGGUCUGGGUGAUUCAAUCGCUCAGGCCUUCGCACAGGUACUGGAUGUAACUGCUGUCGACGAAUCCAGCGCACAGUCCUUGAAGGAAUAUAUUUCUCAGGAGGCUGUACACAGUGGAAACAGUCGGAUGGAGACUCUGGGCACUUAUGAGACUGUGGUUCCUGACCGCAUACCUUUAGCAGCCAGAAUUGAGCUUAUGAUCCUUCAUAUCUGCUCGUUGUUAAAGGAUUCCAUGGGAAAGAUGAGUGCUUUCUGCACAACUAGACUAUGGAAACAGCGAAGUCGGGACACUGCAGAGAAAGAUGGGUCUGUGAAGUCCUCCACCCCUGAGAAGCUGGGGACAGAAUCAGUGGACAGCUUUGUAAGCAAAACAACCCAAGCUGUCCAGGAGAUACUUAGGAAAGAGGUCAGUGAGAUUACAGAACCUCUUUUGGAUGAUGUGGCUGACCAUGAGUAUGCUCUGCUGGCAUCUGACAUGUCCCUAAGGACUGAUAAUGUGUCAGGUGUUAUUGCUGAGAGCAUUGUUGAGGAGGCUAAAAUUCGGGACAGCAUGGAGGCUGAACUUAGGGCUGCCAGUCAAGAAUCCCACAGCCCAUCCUCGUCACAGCAGCCUAGUCCCAGUCCAGAUUUGAAGAAGACAGGUGGCAGCCCCCAACUCAGGGAGGAGGAGUUCAACAAGUGUUUGAGGAACAAGGUGAAGACCUUUUUUGCCUCAUGCUUCACCAAACUGUCCAUUAAUAGAAUCCGGACACAACUGAAGAACAAGUUCUGUCCCAAUUCUAAAGUCCAGAACAGCGAGUCUUUGCAGUCUUUCAUUGACAGUAUUGACACACUGUUUAAGACAGAGAAUGGUGAUGAACUAGGUGGCAAUGAGCGUGGUGUGUUCAGUAGGUUACGGAGCAUUUCAGAAGGACAUGAGUCGAUCUUCACACAACAACUCGGUGAUAUUAUCUACAGUCACCUUUCAGAGGAGUUGAGUACUCAAAGUGACUCAAAAAAGAGCCUUCCACCACCUGAGACCCUUUAUGAAGCCAUAUCCCGCAAAGUGUGGCGUUUGCUGGGAAUGAUGUGCUGGUGGGUGAAAAUGACAUCUGAGAUACACAGUAAAAGAGUGGUAUCGGCUUUGGUGGCUAUUGGGGCACUAUCACCAUCACCCACAGUGUCACUGUCUGAGAACACACCCCAGACACCCUCAGUGACAUGGUCAGAAGAAGCUUUGCUCAAAGGGACAGAGUCUGACAGCAUAUCGCCGUUUUUCGUAAUGCAGUCCAAGACUUCUCCAGCACCCAAAGUGACUGUACCUGAAAAGUCUCUAUCACCAACACCCAGAGUGAUAGUAUUAAGAAAGUCAGUGACAUCAAGGAAGUCAGUGUCACCAACACCUCUAGUCACAGUAACUGAGGGGACUGUCUUAACAACACCUGCAGUCAGAGUCUCUCAGGACAGGGUGUCAUUGACAAGUGAUGCUGCAACAACAUCUGCAGUCAGAUCCUCUCAGGACUGGGUGUCAUUGACAAGUGAUGCUGCUAUAGUACAGACAGUGAAGUACAAAAAAGUCAGUCUACUUGUUAUCAAAGUGGUUAGUCGUAUCUACAACGAAGCCAAGAUAACCAGGCCAGCUGACAACCCAGAGCACAUCAUUGAAAGGCUGAUCGAAAAGACCUGGGCCGACGUCGGGGGAGAAGAUUUCGAAAUCACCCCAGAAACAUUCAAGACCCUGGACAAGAUCGUUUUCAAAAACUUGUGCAGGAAAUGGGGCUCUACAGACGACGUGCUGGUGUCGAUGGAACUUGAAGAAGCAGCAUUUGAGGAUUACGUUGCCUGCUCUAUCAAAUAUUUGCUUUUGACACCACCAAAGAGCAAGUCCAGCAAGUUCGUUUCCUUUUUUUGCAAACCCUUCAAAGCCUUCACUGGUUUAUUUAAACGGUCUUGAUGUUGUCAUGACAUCAAAUGUCUGUUGGGUUUAAAAUAGCUUUAAAAACAUCAGCUUCAGUUGGAUAGAGACUAGUGAAUGGUCUCCUUAAGGUUUACUCUGGGUGCGCCAGUUUCCUCCUGAUUUCCAUCAACACAAUCAAAAAAAAUUAUUGAUGGCCUGCUUUGGGUUUACUGCAGGUUGUGCAGGUUUCCUCCCGCUUUACGACAACACCUUAAAAAUUUUUUAACUGUAGGCCAUCUUAGGGGUACUUCCAACUUACCAUCACAACACUUAUGAAAAUUAAUUAAUUAAUUGUCAUUCAGGGUUUACUCCGGGUUGCUCCGGUUUCCUCCCGCUUUACAUCAACAUCAUAAAAAAAAAUAAUAAUU